AUUUGAAAAUUCAAAUCUCCAUCGCCGCCAUAAACCCUCCCCAAACGGUCGAAUUUUGAAUUCCUUAAACUAGCACACUCUCUCUCCUCCCAACUCUCUCUCUCACACUCUAAGCUUUGUGUUUGAAACCCGUAUCCAAGAUUGAACGAAAGUCUCCAUUAUUGAUUUCUACAUCUUUGAGAUCUCGAGUUUUAGAGCAUGUCUACCUCCCAAAGGGAUCCACUUUCGCAAGUGGAAACGACAUGUGGUACACUUCUGUAUGAAUUGCAGAUAAUAUGGGAUGAAGUGGGGGAAUCCGACUCUGAAAGAGACAGAAUGUUGCUUGAGCUUGAACAAGAGUGCCUUGAAGUUUACCGGAGAAAAGUAGACACAGCAAACAAGUGCAGAGCUCAGCUAAGGCAGGCAAUUGCAGAUUCUGAAGCGGAUCUUGCAGCUAUAUGCUCAGCUAUGGGGGAACGACCAGUGUAUAUCCGACAGCAGUCUGAGCAAAACUUGAGGGGCUUAAAGGCAGAACUCAGAGCAAUUCUCCCAGAAAUAGAGGAGAUGAGGAAAAGAAAGUAUGAAAGAAAGAAACAAUUUAUUGAAACGUUGGAGCAGAUUCAGAAGAUAAAAAACGAGAUUAAUAGUUUUACUUCCCUUUCUACCUGCAUAGCAGUGGAUGAAAGUGAUUUAUCUUUAAGAAAGCUCGAAGAAUUGCAAAGAGAACUUCAAGCUCUUCAGAAAGAAAAGAGUGAACGACUUAAGCAAAUAAUGGACCAUCUAAGUACUUUGAAUUCUCUAUGCUUGGUGCUUGGUAUGGAUUUCAAGCAUACCGUCAAUGAGGUCCAUCCAAGUCUUGGAGAAUCUGAAGGAGCAAAGAACAUUAGCAAUGACACCAUACGAGCUUUAGUUGUAGAAAUCCAGAGAUUGCGUGAAGUUAAAAUACAAAGGAUGCAACAGCUACAAGAUCUUGCAACUUCAUUGUUGGAGUUGUGGAAUUUGAUGGACACACCAGUUGAAGAGCAACAAAUAUUUCAAAAUGUUACGUGUAAGAUUGCUGCCUCAGAAAUUGAGAUAACCGAGCCAAAUAUGCUCUCUUUGGAAUCCAUUGAUUAUGUUGCUAAAGAAGUAUCACGUUUGGAAGAUUUUAAAGCAAGCAAAAUGAAGGAGCUUGUUUUAAGAAAGAGAUCAGAGCUCGAAGAGAUCUGUCGGAAAACCCAUAUGCUCCCAAAUUCAGAUAUUUCUUUGAGUAUUAUUAUUGAAGCCAUUGAGUCAGGAGCUGUUGAUGCCACUAGUGUGCUUGAGCAGAUUGAGCUUCAGAUAGCUCAAGCGAAGGAAGAAGCUUUCAGCAGGAAGGAAAUACUUGACAAGGUUGAAAAGUGGAUGACUGCCUGUGAGGAGGAGUGCUGGCUUGAGGAGUAUAACAGGGAUGAAAAUCGCUACAAUGCUGGCCGAGGUGCCCAUCUUACCCUGAAGCGCGCUGAGAAAGCCCGUGCCUUGGUUAAUAAACUUCCUGCAAUGGUCGAGGGACUGGCAUCCAAAAUCAAGUCAUGGGAAAAUGAGAGGGGAAUUGACUUUCUUUAUGAUGGGAUUAGCCUUCUUUCCAUGCUUGAAGAGUAUCACAUUCUGCGGCAAGAAAAAGACCAAGAACGCAAAAGGCAGAGGGAUCAGAAGAAACUUCAGGGGCAGCUGAUAGCAGAACACGAGGCUCUUUAUGGAUCAAAACCUAGUCCAAUGAAGAACCAAAGCAAGAAAGGUUCUCGGCUGUCCUGUGGUGCCGUAAGUAACAGAAGGAUGUCUGUUGGAGGCAUGCAGACUCCCAAACCUGAAAUACUACAUCCCUCAAAAGCAACUCCUAAUACGCGCCAUGCCAAGAAGGCUGAGCAUGUACUUCAGUAUGACCAAUCAAACCUUUCUACAGCUGAUGAUGGGUUUUCAUCUUUAUCCACAGGUCGCAGAGGUUUGGACAUAGCUGGUCUUCCCAUGGUGCGAAAUCCUUUCUCACCAAUUUCUUCAACAGAUUCCUCUAGGUCCAACAUUUUGGAAGAACUCGACAGGAAACACAAUGUGAUGAUUCAGAAAACAAUAUUUACCACACCCGUCAAGACAAUUCCCCACGUCGAAGAUGAGAACAGAACUCCCAUCCCUUCAACGCCAUCAACAGUGUGUAUUCCCAUGCAGACAGCUUUGACACCGGUCCCUCAUAUAUAUGGGAAGGGAGUGGAAGAAAUUGAAUACUCCUUUGAAGAGAGAAGGGCUGGAUUUUUUCUUCCAAUACUGUCUUGAUUCAUAGGGUCUUUUUUCCUGAUUUUAAUUUCUACUACGUAGCACUUUUUUUUUUGCAAUGUUUAGUCACUAAAUGCCAAUUGUAUUGGCGGCAUCUUCACAUUUGUCUCUGAAAAAUUGUGUGCUUUGUGCUUCAACAUCAUUAUGCUUUGAAGCACUUCAUCCAGCCAGCAGCAUGGGGGAAGACUGAGGAGCAGGAAAAAU
Messenger RNA from Cuscuta epithymum, 2469 nucleotides. The record is from the annotation of a GenBank genome assembly. NCBI's taxonomy places the organism in Eukaryota, Viridiplantae, Streptophyta, Magnoliopsida, Solanales, Convolvulaceae.